Lipotes vexillifer (Yangtze River dolphin) is the source of this 813-nucleotide messenger RNA. RefSeq names its product ORMDL sphingolipid biosynthesis regulator 3 (gene ORMDL3). The record is from RefSeq and is a predicted model, not a curated record. The transcript is spliced from 4 exons. NCBI's taxonomy places the organism in Eukaryota, Metazoa, Chordata, Mammalia, Artiodactyla, Lipotidae. Gene Ontology annotation, cellular component: endoplasmic reticulum membrane. The coding region runs from base 133 to 594 and encodes 153 amino acids.
AGCUGCCAGCGGGGUGGCUGCCGCCGCGGCUUAUUACAGCUGCUGGAGCAGCAGCGGCCCUCGACCCCGGGCACCCCUCCCGGGCCUCGAGCUCCGGCCGCGCACGAACAGUGGCAGGAGAGGGGCAGCAGGAUGAAUGUGGGAACAGCACACAGCGAGGUGAACCCCAACACGCGGGUGAUGAACAGCCGUGGCAUCUGGCUUUCCUACGUGCUGGCCAUCGGGCUCCUCCACGUCGUGCUGCUCAGCAUUCCUUUUGUGAGCGUCCCCGUCGUCUGGACCCUCACCAACCUCAUCCACAACAUGGGCAUGUACAUCUUCCUGCACACGGUGAAGGGGACCCCCUUUGAGACCCCAGACCAGGGCAAGGCGAGGCUGCUAACCCACUGGGAGCAGAUGGACUAUGGAGUCCAGUUCACGGCAUCUCGGAAAUUCCUGACCAUCACACCCAUCGUGCUGUACUUCCUCACCAGCUUCUACACCAAGUACGACCAGAUCCAUUUCAUCCUCAACACUGUGUCCUUGAUGAGCGUGCUCAUCCCCAAGCUGCCCCAGCUCCAUGGAGUCCGGAUUUUUGGAAUCAAUAAGUACUGAGGGUGCAGCCCCUUCCCCUGCGUGGGAUGGCAGGGGAGGGGUAGAAACCUGUGCUGUGAUGCUGAAGACACAAGGAGCCGCUGGGCACCGCCGAAGGUGGGGGUGGAGCCUCUGGGCCCUAGUUUCCCCCUCACUUCUCGCAGUAGCAGACUUAAAGUAGUGGGGGGAGCCCCCCUGGGGCUCUGACCCCUUAUGAUUUUUUUGAUCUUUUCCUUUUGC